GAUUUUCGAGCAAUGAAUGACACCGCGGCUACGUUUCAUUAAAUUUGUCUUCUCUGGAUCCUAGUGUUUUAUUUAUCACAAGUGACAUUAGGGACGUAUACAACUUUACAUGGUCCUAUCGAGUCGGAUAAAGUGAACUAGAAGUGAGUGAUCAGUGCCGAAGUGUUUGAAGUGAAUCUCGGUGUGGAGACCAGGGUGGAUCGCCGUGAAGCGCCGCUCACCCAAGCUGGUGUGCAAGAGUGGAGUAAGCAGUGGUGACCAGUGGUGUGCAGCCGGGGAGUGUGGACCAGCAGCCGGCGCAGGGUGGCCUGAACAGGGCCAGUGGAGCGGAGUUGGCGCAGGGUUGCUGGACGUCAUCAGCACCAGCAGAGGAGGUGAAGCCUGUGCGAUAGCGCAGCAGGCAGCCUGUUCUUGGGGCAACGCAGUCAUCACGGAGUUGGAGUCAGCGCUAGUGCCAGUGUGGUUUUUAAAGACUAAGUCGUGAGUACUAUCUAUUUGCUAAUGUGCAAGUUUCAAGAUAGAAGAAAGUAGUCUUCUAAAAUUAUUGGACUUAAUAAUUUUUUCAGUAUCGUGGAUAUCUUUAGUAUAAAUUCUAGGAUAUUACUAUUUGUGUGCUGAUUGAUAUUAUUAGUGGAAAUUUGUCUUUGGUGGUUAUUUUAUCUUAGUCGAAAUUUUAACAUUGAAUUAUUUCAAUUAUUUGUUGUUUAAACAUUCAAAGUCAUGGAGGCUAUGUAUAAAUUGCAAAAUGAUAAAAGGGUUCUUAUAGAAAAAGCUCAGAUAAACUUUAAAAAGGCGCCUAAAGAUCGAAUAACCAAAAUAUAUGUCGAAACUAGAUUAGAAUCACUUGAAGCUUUGUGGAAGGAAUUUUCAUCAACUCAUAAUAACAUAGUGCAGAAUGCUUCAGAUGUUCAGCGAAAAUCUGAUAAAUAUUUUGUGGAUGAUAUUUAUGAUAUUACCGAAGAACUGUACAUUUUCCACAAAAUUCAAUUGAAAGAGGUUUUAAAUAAAUUUGGUUAUUAUAGUUCAGAUCCGAAGUCAAAGACAAAUGACCACUCAACAUCUAACAGUGUUAAGUUACCAAAAAUAUGCAUUCCAAAGUUUUCUGGUAACUAUGCGGAGUGGACAACAUUUAAAGAUUUAUUCACAUCGUUAGUACACAAAAAUGAUACUUUAGAAGAUGUUCAAAAAAUGCAUUAUUUAAAAGGUUUAUUGUCGGGAGAAGCAGAACAACUUGUCAGGCAUAUUGCAGUCACUUCAGACAAUUAUAAAGAAUGUUGGUCGUUGCUUCACAGUAGAUAUAAUAAUAAGCGAUUUCUCUCCAAUUGCUUGUUAAAGCGCUUAUUAAGUCAGGCUAAUAUAAUAGAGUCCUCAAGUAGCAUUAAGGGUUUACUAGACACAACUAUGGAAUGUCUGAAUGGUCUGAAAAAUCUAGGAAUUGACAUCAGUACGUGGGAUAUCAUAAUCAUUCACAUUAUUAGCUCAAAGUUAGAUUUUGAAUCUCGAAAACAGUGGGAAACUAAAUUGAGUUUUAAGGAUGAGUUACCCGUACUUUUGGAAUUCAAAGAUUUUUUGGAAGCCAGAUUCCGGGCCCUCGAGUUUUUGAAUGCAGGGACAAACAAACCUACUGCUAGUGUUAUUAAGAAAGCAACAACGCACCAUGUCAUUAGUACUGAUAAUAAACCUAACGAAGUGACUUGUCCAUUCUGCGAGGAAGGUCAUAAAAUUGCACAUUGCAAAAAGUUUGCAAAGGAGAGUUAUGAAGCUCGUCAUAACUUUGUACAAACCAGGCGUUUAUGCUUCAAUUGUUUAAACUCCAACCACUCUAUUAAGUUUUGUCGUCAUAAUGGCUCAUGUCGUAUAUGUAAGCGAAGACAUCACUCACUACUACAUCCUCAGUCGGUCUCAAACUCAGCCGUCCCUAAUGAAAACUCCCACAUAGCAACUGAAGUUAAAUCAGCGGUAUCCAGAGUUCAGGCAUCGCUUUCAGAAGAUGAACCGUCACCCUCUAAUUUAGUAUCAUAUUUUUCAAAAGGGUCUUUACCUAAACAAGUUUUGUUAGCUACUGCUCUUGUCGAAGCACAGACAAGAAGUGGCUCUACUCAACUGCUGAGAGUGCUAUUAGAUCAAGGAUCUCAGGCAUCAUUCAUAGCAGAAUCAGCAGUGCAGCUUCUAGGACUAAAAAAGACUCCAGUGAAGACGGUAAUAUCAGGAAUAGGCGGCGAGAAGAGCGCGUUUGCCUCUAAGUAUGCAGUCACAGUGACUAUUCACUCACGCCUAGACCCUAGUUUUAGUAUCCAAGUGCAUGCUUUUGUUUUAGGCAGCAUAACAUCGAUUUUACCAUCUAAAAAAUUAGAGGUGUUCAGUUGGCCGGAGCUGACACAGAUUACAUUAGCGGAUCCAGAUUUUCACACACCAAGUAAGAUAGACAUCUUACUAGGUGCUGAAAUAUAUGGCCAAGUUCUGAGAGAAGGUUUAAUUAAGAGUUCCCCAAACGCACCUAUCGCUCAGAAUACUGUACUUGGUUGGAUCCUCUCUGGACAAAUCUCAACAAGUGAUCACCCUAUUCAUUGUCAUCAUGUCAUUCACAGCAACUCAGAUCAGGCUGAUGACAACGCACUUUUGCGACAGUUUUGGGAAAUAGAGUCUGUCAUACCUGAUCAGAAAAUACUUUCUGAUGAGGAGCAACGUUGUGAGAACAUUUUUGCUCAAACUACUCACCGUGAUAAAGAGGGUCGGUAUGUAGUUAAUCUUCCCUUCCGCGAUCAAGAUCCGCAAUGUCAAUACGGAAGUUCCAGAGAUCUCGCAAUAAAAAGAUUCCAUCUGCUUGAAAAUAAGUUCAAGAGAAAUCCAGAAGUCAAAGCUCGAUAUUCUGAAGUCUUUCAAGAGUACAUCGACCUUGGUCAUAUGGAGCCUGUACCUAGUGAUGAGCUUAACAAUAUUUCAGCUGUUUAUUUACCGCAUCACGCCGUGGUACGUGAAGACAAAACAACAACCAAGGUUCGAAUAGUGUUCGACGCUUCAAUGAAAGGUCUAAAUGGAGUGUCACUUAACGAUGACCUCAUGGUAGGCCCAAGGUUACAACCGCCGUUACGUCAUAUCAUUAUGAGAUGGAGAAUGCAUCCCAUAAGUCUCUGUGCUGACAUUGUAAAAAUGUACAGACAGGUGAAGGUCUCUUCUGAACAUGCGGAAUUUCAGAGAGUAGUGUGGCGUGAUGAUCCGGAAUCUGUAAUAAAGGAAUAUAAAUUAGUAAGAGUUACCUUUGGUACAGCAGCAGCUCCUUACCUUGCAGUGAAAUCAUUGCAGCAAGUAGCAAUCGACGAAGGUGGAAGUUACCCUGACGUAUCUGAAAUUAUAAAAAAUGACUUUUACGUCGAUGAUUUAAUGACAGGUUGUCAGACAGUUGAUCAAGGAUUACAUCUACAUGAAAGAUUAACAGAAGUACUCACCAAAGGUCAAUUUCCACUACAGAAAUGGGUAAGCAGUCGCAAUGAAUUGAACGAGAGAAUUCAAGGUCAUGCUGAAAGGACAAAGCAGAAGGAAGAGCAGGAAAGGGAUAUCAAGCUGGACUCAGUGGUGAAAAUUUUAGGAAUUUCAUGGGAUCGUCAGAGUGAUGAAUGUAAAUAUUCAGUGCAACUUCCUCCACAGCAGUUUCCAGUUACCAAAAGAAGAGUAAUCUCCGACAUCGCCCGGCUAUUCGAUCCUCUUGGAUGGGUCGCACCCUGCAUCAUUAUCUCGAAGAUCUUCAUCCAAAAGCUCUGGCUUUCUGGUCUAGACUGGGAUGCAGAAUUAACUCCAGAUCUUCUCAGUGAAUGGGAAACAUACCGUGCAAGCCUUGUAGAGACGAAUAAGAUCAGCAUUCCGAGAUGGAUUAAUACGAAAGCUGACGACUCAUUGAUGGAGUUACAUGGAUUUUGCGACGCGUCAAUUGCCGCUUAUGCUGCUGUAGUGUAUGUCAGAACCAUUGAUGCCGAAGGAAAAAUUCAUGUUAAUUUAAUUACUGCUCGAACCAAAGUUGCACCGGUUAAGCAGCAGUCAGUUCCGCGUUUGGAGUUAAUGGGAGCAGUCUUACUCUCUGAACUUAUUAUUGAAGUCGCUAGGGUGAUGAAGAUAUCACCUCCUCAUAUACACGCUUGGACUGAUUCAUCAAUCGUGUUAGCAUGGCUCAGUAAACAUCCAAGUCAUUGGACUACUUUCGUUGGAAACCGAGUCUCGACGAUUCUUUCUCGCAUUGACAACUCACAUUGGGCGCAUGUCCAAUCAACGCAUAAUCCUGCAGAUCUUGCAUCCAGAGGUUUGACACCACAGGAACUUGCAUGUAGCUCACUGUGGAGUCAAGGACCACCGUGGCUUCAUGAAGAGACAAUUGAAUACUCAAGACCAAAGUCAAUUGUCACUAACACGGAGAAACGAACAAUCAAGGUGCACGUCGCGACUGAAACUCAACAGGAAGUUCCUGUAUGGAAAUACAAGACGCAACAAAAACAUGUAUAAGACAUGUUCAGAGAA
Trichoplusia ni (cabbage looper) is the source of this 4506-nucleotide messenger RNA. RefSeq lists its product as uncharacterized. The record is from RefSeq and is a predicted model, not a curated record. NCBI's taxonomy places the organism in Eukaryota, Metazoa, Arthropoda, Insecta, Lepidoptera, Noctuidae. The transcript is spliced from 2 exons. Bases 721 to 4491 code for a protein of 1256 amino acids. Gene Ontology annotation, biological process: proteolysis. Gene Ontology annotation, molecular function: aspartic-type endopeptidase activity.